AACAAGGUCUUCAUAGCAGAGAAACACGUUCUGGUCAACGUUUGUCGAUUUUUUCAGUUUUAUUUCAAAUUUCUCUCGUGUUCUUCUACUUGUUAGCAUCUUCGACCUGUCCGGGCUCCUUCAAAAAAGGACACCCGGACUUUUGACAUGAAAAUUAUCAUUGUCUAUGCAAUAGUAAUCAGUUUCAUAGAUAUUUCACAAGAGCAAGCGCCAGACUCCCCAGUGUCGAUUAUUGCACAAACACUGGAAAACAGCGGGACGACAACUGACGGAAAUAAUGCAAAUUUAACAUCAGAUAAUGUUAUUGGAACUAUUGAAAAAUAUCACAAUGCAACAGAGCCAUCGUUUUUGUACAUAGUGCAAUUAGAGUUAAAAUCAAGCCGAGUUGAAGAAACAUUCACGGAAAUAGAGAAGAGAUUAGACCAAUUAGUUGACAUGGCAUUCAUCCUGGCUGCAUAUAAACAUAGAAAGCAAACGCCACCUGCGGAAAUUGUUGCGUCUAAUUCAAGUUAUAGCACAAAAAUAAUCAAAAAACGAACUGCAGGAGAACUAACAUAUAUCCACUUUGUAACAUAUGCAGGGACUGCGCCCGUACUUGGAGAGGUUGUUGCUGAUGAUUUGACACUGCUCACUAUUUCACAAAUUUCUGCUACUUUACGCUAUCCGCUUGGAAGAAUAAUAUCUGAUAGAGAUAUCGAAAACGAAAGUUCAACAAAAUGGUGGUUUUUAAUUGGAGUUAUUGGAACCGGUGUGAUCAUUAUAAUGAUUGGAUGGUUUUGCUUGUUUUUGUUUUUCAAUACUUGUGGUUAUAUGUAUGGCACUGAAGUUGGAGACGAUAUGACAAGAGCUCAAAGAGCCAGUAUGAAGAAGCAGUUGGUCAUUAAUCCAUUGCCGAUGCAUUGUGAGCCAGCUGCCGAGCAACUGAACGACGUGCUCCCAUCUGACAAUCCGAACGUUGUGGCUGCCAAGAAACCAAAAUUGAACAGAAAAAUGCAACAGUCCUGUGGCACACUAUCUGAGAUUCAUCUAGAACGUCGUAUCAAAAACGAGCGUGAAAACAUUCGCAAAGCAAUACAGGAAGCGUUCAACAAGGCGGUCGAGGAAAAUAAAACAGCUGCUCUGGUGCCACUUCCAUCAUCUUUUGGUCCAGUUGGUGUUGAUAUGCGUAACACGGAUGUUGAAACCGCCGCGCAACGUGUUGUCGAAGCGAAAAGUGAGAAAAAGAGACGAAAAACUAAGAUUGGUCCCAUUACCGCUGUCACAUCCACCACGACCACCAUUACCACGAAUGAGCAAGAAAGAAAAGCUGAGGAAAUUAGUGGAGUGAGCAGUGUUACGACAACGUCCACUCAAGAGUUAGAUGAGUUUGAUGUUGCCAAUUUACCAGAGACUACAUUGAAAAUAACCAAGAAGAAAAAGGGGAAAGAAGAAAGUGACGUAAAAAGUGAACCGGAAUCCGAUUAUGGUAGUAGUUUGGAAGAUGAAAAGCCAAAUGAGGAUGAAGGAGUGGCACAAGAAAUUCAUGAAGAAGUUCGAACAAGACCAAUGACAGCAAAAAAGCAACGGACUUCUUUGUUUGGAGGCAACGGGAUUUCUCCUCUUCCUGUUCAACCAAGGGCGUGGACUGUGUAUCAAGCCGGUGAUAGAGUUGCAGCUUUCUGGAAUAAUAAUCAAAUGCAUAGUCAUCCAACGCCUUCCUCUCCAAGUGAAAAUGGAGUUAUUGAAGUCAAGUCUUCAAACAAUUUUUUUGGAUAGAUUAUGGUUUUCUUUUUUUUCUAGUGACAAUUACUUGACUUUUAUAGUUCUGAAAAUUGAACAAAAACAAUCCGUUGAUUUUUCUUAUUACUUAUUUAAUCACAUAAUUUACUGAUAUGAUCAGAUUUCACAACUAUUUUUCAAUUCAAUACAAAUUACUUUUUC
Caenorhabditis elegans is the source of this 1920-nucleotide messenger RNA. RefSeq lists its product as uncharacterized. The record is from RefSeq and is marked reviewed. The coding region runs from base 148 to 1755 and encodes 535 amino acids. Lineage: Eukaryota; Metazoa; Nematoda; Chromadorea; Rhabditida; Rhabditidae. The transcript has 11 exons.